CAUAUUAUCCUGUGAUGUAUGUCGGUAGGGUGUUCAUUGUAAUCAUUGGAGAUAAUUCUGUCUUGGGUCAAAUAAUACUUGUGAAGAAAACGCCACGUCAUUAAAACCAGUGGACGCAAGGCGUUAUCUGAGUGGGGCUGAAUGAGAAAGAACGUCACGCUCAAGUUCCAGACCACAUCACAGUCUCCAAGUAAACGGUGUCACAGUCACGUCGGAGAAAGAAGGACCAGAUUUGAUGUAGAACACGGAGGUUUUGUAACUGUGCUGUGACAGCGGUGAGGAGUUUGUACUGUGGUCCAGUGGUAGAUGUGUGUUAAGGUCAUCUGCUAACACACCAAGUCUCUGCAUUCCAAAGAAACAGAAAGUGCCGAGACGCUAUCAGCUGCACCCGAGCUUGUAACCACACAUGUAGCCAAUAUCGGAAUGUCUGUCCUGACGACGAAACAAUGUCAUCCCGUGUUGUUUAUCAGCCCUUACUUCCUCCCAUGUAAUCAGUUUGGGUGAUCCAGUCGGCGACCAACGCUCACCCUCAGCCCCCACCCCGGUAUACAACGUUGUCCUGACCGUCGGACUGUCCGCCCGGACCACCAUGUGACCGCCAGACGGUGAGAAUUGAUUCCUGGAAGCAAACGUCUUCAACUUGUGGUCACACUUGAACACUCAUUACGAUGGAAGGGCACAGCACGUUCUACACCCAGUCCCUCUACUCCCGGGACAGCUACAACACCGUUCCAGCCGCCGUAGGGGGAUACCCAAACACUGGUCAUGCCCCUCCAGCUUGUAUAUACGCCCGGAAUUCACCCCAGGGAGGAUAUGGGGGUCAGGCGAUGGCUGUGGUCGAGCAGUCCCACCUACAGAAUGACUCCCCCACGGGUCUCUCACAUCAACUUUCAUCUCAAGGGAUACAGACUUCCAUGAACAAUCCGGCCCCUGCCCACAUGCCGAACAGUAACCUUCCCAGCUCCCCUGUAUCCCAACCCAACCAGCCUCCCCCUGCCCACUCACAAGCACAGGGCCCCACCCCACAACCCGCACCCUCCGGCGGGGGACAAAACAGCUUACAGUUUCCGUGGAUGAAGACCACGAAAUCUCACGCUCACCAAUGGAAGGCUCAAUGGGCAGGAGCCCAAUACCCAAUUGAAGACGAGAACAAGCGAACCCGUACCGCUUACACUCGAGGUCAGCUUCUAGAGCUAGAGAAGGAAUUUCACUUCAAUAAAUACAUUUCCCGACCACGUCGGAUAGAGUUAGCCGCCAUGUUGAAUCUUACAGAGAGACAUAUAAAGAUAUGGUUUCAGAAUAGAAGGAUGAAGUGGAAGAAGGAUGAAGCGAAACGUCGACCCGCACCCCGCUCCACAGGAAAACCCCCCAGUCCCAUGUCCCCCACCCUCGACAGCGGGGAGGGUAGCCCCGGGGACAUGACUGACUCUCCGGAGGGUCACGUUCACGAUGAGUUCUCUCCAGACACCAAAGUAGUACCAAAAGAACAUAUGAAUGGUGAUGGUGACACCAGCAAGGAUUACCAUACAGCAACUUGAUGAUCAUUAUCAUUAUGAUCCAGUGAUUGACACAAGGACUGCAUCAGCAGUCGGACUAGUGAAUCGAAAAGUGCUGUUUCGAAGGCUACAGGUACACUCUUGGAGGAAAGACGUUGACGGAGUGUGUUGGAUGUCGUUAGUGAUAUCUACUUCAAACGAACUAUAUUUUUACGGACAUUAUCUGAACCAUACUGACAAGGAAGAGUGUGGAUAUCCAUAAGAAGGAAUAUUAGAUAAAAUAUAAUUAAAAUCGAAGUUGGAACUGUGUUUUGGUUUUCCAGGUUAGGGCUACGACAAUCUCCUGUACCUGUAGACCUCUCUACCUAUCCUGCGUGGUAAAGCCCUUCAAGUGUCUGCUGUAGUCACGCCCUCUGAGGUGGGUGUGCAGUCUCUAGUCAAACUGUGCACAACUGUGGGACUUAACAGUUGAAAACUAUGCAAAUCUCAGAUGGUCAGAAGACUAGCAUUUCUUGAACACGCUCACUACCAGGAGAAAGGGCAUCGGCCGUACAGCAGAGAAGUGCCCUUUCGAUUUCAGAACGAUGUAUACAGUUAUAGUGUUGUAAAUGUGUGUGUAUUAUGGUGCAACAAACGGACGUAUUGUGGGUUUCUGUACAGCAACGUUGUCUGAACCAAGUCUAGUUGAGAUACUUUGUAUUGCAGACACUUACACGUGGCGGUUCUCACCAGCUUGACAUGAAGCUGUCGGAAAAGACUGAAUUUAGGGAUAGACGUAUGAUUUCUACCUUGUUGUGUUUUAACCAUUAUUGAGUAAACUAGAUACAAUAUCUA
This is a messenger RNA of Haliotis rubra (blacklip abalone), 2330 nucleotides long. Its product is annotated as pancreas/duodenum homeobox protein 1-like. Gene Ontology annotation, cellular component: nucleus. The record is from RefSeq and is a predicted model, not a curated record. Lineage: Eukaryota; Metazoa; Mollusca; Gastropoda; Lepetellida; Haliotidae. The transcript is spliced from 2 exons. Gene Ontology annotation, biological process: regulation of transcription by RNA polymerase II. The coding region runs from base 669 to 1538 and encodes 289 amino acids. Gene Ontology annotation, molecular function: DNA-binding transcription factor activity, RNA polymerase II-specific; RNA polymerase II cis-regulatory region sequence-specific DNA binding.